GGAUGAAAAAAAGAGAAUGAAAAAGAAGAGCAGUAAUAAGCACAGAAAUUGAAAAUACAUGGACGUAUUCCACACAGUAAAAUUAUUAUAAUAGUGAAGAAAAAUAAACGGAUUUUUUUCUUUGAUUCAUCGUCACCGUUUGGCAUGUAUUAUUACCAAUCCUGGACAAUUCUAAUUGUGAUAAUUGAAAUAUUAUGCAGUUACAAUUCAAUAAACUGUUUAGUAAUCACAACAGAGAUAGACAAAAAUCUAAAAAAAUUCAUUGAUACGUUUUGUUAGCCCAAAGUGUAUAAAAAUGAAAUGGAAAUGAGAUUCAACAAAAUCAAAUCGAUUUCGUGAACGCAAAAAAAACUGUAAAUGAUAAACGUGAAUAGAAUGCCCAUAAUAUGUGUAAAAUGAAUGAAAAACCCAUGAAAAUCGAUUGAUAUAUUUUCAAGAAGUGGACAACUUCAAAACAAGGCAUUCUAUUUGGUUUGUGUACUAAAAAUGGCCAAAGCUAUUUGUUUUGUGUGCUAGUUUCCAAUAGAUAACAUUUAAAAAUUGAUUUGCAAGGGGACAAACAAACAUAUUAUUCCAGUGUAAACGCAUUUGAACAACAUCGAUUUAAUUAGAUUUUAAAGAUUGAUACAGUGUGGAGCUGGGCAUCAGCCCCGCUGCGUUUAGCAGCCACAACAAACAGAAUGGGAGACACACUUAUUGAACGACCACCUUCGCCCGCACGUUUAUCGCACACAUCGGAAAAGCAUCCAAAAGUCACACUUACCGAAUUGAACGUAUUGCGACGGCAUCGGGAACUGUGCGAUGUUGUACUCAAUGUUGGUGGACGAAAGAUUUUCGCACAUCGCGUUAUAUUAUCGGCAUGUAGUCCAUAUUUUCGGGCAAUGUUUACCGGUGAAUUAGAGGAGUCGCGACAAACCGAGGUGACCAUUCGUGACAUUGACGAAAAUGCAAUGGAAUUGUUGAUUGACUUUUGUUAUACGUCGCACAUCAUCGUUGAAGAAUCAAAUGUACAGACCUUAUUGCCAGCCGCAUGUUUAUUGCAACUAGCCGAAAUUCAAGAUAUUUGUUGCGAAUUUCUAAAACGUCAACUGGACCCGACAAAUUGUUUGGGCAUUCGCGCAUUUGCCGAUACACAUUCAUGUCGUGAACUGUUACGAAUUGCCGAUAAAUUUACACAACAUAAUUUCCAGGAAGUGGUUACCGAAAGUGAGGAAUUUCUUUUGCUGCCCGUUGGCCAACUAGUCGAUAUCAUUUGUAGUGAUGAAUUAAAUGUACGUUCAGAGGAGCAAGUGUUCAAUGCGGUGAUGGCAUGGUUAAAAUAUAAUGUGGCAGAUCGACGACAGCAUCUAUCUCAAGUGCUGCAACAUGUGCGACUUCCAUUGCUCAGUCCGAAAUUCCUCGUUGGAACGGUUGGUUCCGAUUUGUUGGUCCGGUCGGAUGAAGCAUGCCGAGAUUUAGUUGACGAAGCCAAAAAUUAUCUUCUAUUACCGCAAGAGAGACCGUUGAUGCAAGGACCGAGAACCAGGCCAAGGAAACCCACGCGACGUGGUGAAGUAUUGUUCGCAGUCGGUGGUUGGUGUUCAGGUGAUGCAAUUUCUUCAGUUGAACGAUUUGAUCCGCAAACAAAUGAUUGGAAAAUGGUUUCACCGAUGAGCAAACGACGAUGCGGCGUUGGUGUAGCUGUUUUAAACGAUUUACUAUACGCAGUUGGCGGUCAUGAUGGCCAAAGCUAUCUGAAUAGUAUUGAACGAUACGAUCCGCAAACAAAUCAGUGGUCAUGCGAUGUUGCUCCAACUACUUCAUGCCGAACGAGUGUGGGUGUGGCCGUCUUAGAUGGUUUUCUUUAUGCUGUUGGAGGCCAGGAUGGUGUUCAAUGCUUAAAUCACGUUGAAAGAUAUGAUCCAAAAGAAAAUAAAUGGGCAAAGGUGGCACCGAUGACAACUCGACGAUUAGGCGUAGCGGUUGCUGUUUUAGGUGGUUAUUUGUACGCAAUUGGUGGCUCGGAUGGUCAAUGUCCGUUAAAUACAGUCGAAAGAUACGACUCGAGGCAAAACAAAUGGUGUGCUGUUAGUCCAAUGUCUACUCGUCGGAAACAUUUGGGUUGUGCAGUAUUCAAUAAUUACAUUUAUGCUGUCGGUGGCAGAGACGAUUGCAUGGAAUUGUCAUCGGCUGAGCGAUACAAUCCACACACAAACACUUGGAGCCCGAUUGUUGCGAUGACAUCCCGAAGAAGUGGGGUGGGUUUGGCAGUGGUGAAUGGACAAUUAUAUGCAGUUGGUGGUUUUGAUGGGACAGCCUAUCUCAAAACUAUUGAAGUUUAUGAUCCAGAAACAAAUCAAUGGCGUUUAUGUGGAUGUAUGAAUUAUCGCCGUUUGGGCGGUGGCGUGGGUGUAAUGCGUGCGCCUCAGACUGAAAACUAUAUGUGGAUACGCAAGGACUCUGUUGUUUAAGGAGAAACCAUUGGUGAGAUCGAAACGAACGUGCUACGAAUCUAUAGUUUUUUUAUUUCUCAAAAAAACUAAUAUCGUAUCCCUAAAAAAACAUUCUAUUUCACUGCAGUCAUUUGCAUUGGAAUAUGCUUCUUCUUGUGCAUAUGUCUUAAGUGUGUUCUAAAUGUAUGGUUUGGAAUUCUUUCUUCUUUUUUUUUUGAAACUGACUGUUGGAACGCAUAUUUAUUCGAUCGAACCAAUUAGAGACAAUUAAUGUAUGCAUUAGGUUUAAUUGGAUAUUCUAUUAAUUUAUAUAAAUUCUAUUCACAAUAGAUAAA
This is a messenger RNA of Sitodiplosis mosellana (orange wheat blossom midge), 2767 nucleotides long. It is a transcript of the gene dbo, whose product is annotated as kelch-like protein diablo. The coding region runs from base 681 to 2450 and encodes 589 amino acids. The transcript has 7 exons. Gene Ontology annotation, molecular function: protein binding. The record is from RefSeq and is a predicted model, not a curated record. Lineage: Eukaryota; Metazoa; Arthropoda; Insecta; Diptera; Cecidomyiidae.